AUGUCCAGUACAUUUGAUCUGGUCUCGCGACCUGAAGCUGGCGAAACAACUCGACAUACUUCCAAGAAAGCAAUAUGCGUGUGCAUUAUAGUGKUAUGCAUACUAGUUGCUGCAUGUGUAGCGUUGACUGUGGUCCUUAUUCUUGGCCUYCACUGUUCUAAACAAACAUCAACAACACCUUCAACAAAGUCUAAAACAUCUUUAGCUGACUCAGUGAAGUUUCUAUGGAUAACUGAUCUUCAUCUUGAUACGUUUUACAACGAUGAAGUUACUGCCAAACCAACACUGUGCAGAAAGCUGGGAAGUUAUGGAAAUGCAAGCUAUAAAGCUAGCUAUGGCCGAAUUGGAUGUGAUUCGCCUGUUGCUUUGAUUGACAGCAUGUUCGCAAGUGCUUCUGGGACUGUUGGUGAUGCGGGAUUUGUUCUUAUAACAGGCGAUCUCUCAGCUCACGACGUAAGCGAACCGUACUUCAAUAACGCAACCAAACCCUCUGAACGAACUUUGAACAAUAUMUUCACGGUGGUCAACAAAACCAGGGCAGCGUUUCCCAGGAUUCCUGCGUUCCCAAUGCUUGGUAACAAUGACCUUCCUGGACAUUACCAAUUACCAGUAAAUAAUGACUGGUAUACCAAAACACUGGCAUCAUUUGCACCACUUAUUCUGUGUGAUGGAUGUCCAGAUAAUGUGCCCAAACCAACUGAUCUGGAAACUCUUAAGAAGACUUUCCUGGACRGUGGCUACUAUCGUGUUAAUUUACCAAAGACAGAUGAUCGCCUCGUUCUGUUGGUUCUCAACAGUUUAUACUGGAACAUCAAAGCAUCCAAGAAGCCUCAACGCUCAGAUUUUCAUGAAAUUGCAGACAGACAGAUGGAAUGGCUUGAAGAACAGCUGAAACAAGCUAAGAAGAACGAACAGAAAGUAUUCCUGACAAGUCACAUUUCACCSGGAAUCGAUCCCUACAACGGAGCAGUCUUAUGGACAAGUAACUACACCGAAAUAUAUGUAAACCUUGUGGCUGGAAAAUACAGAGACAUUGUUGCAGGUCAACUUUACGCCCAUAUUCACAAAGACGACUUCCACCUUCAAGUGGUAGAUGCGCAAACGCCAAGUAUAGUUCCCAGUGGCACCCCAUCACCCGUUGAUAAGUCAUUUGUCAUUUUCAGUGCGCCAGUCUCUCCAAUCUACCGAAACAAUCCCGCUUACAGUGUAGUAUAUAUUGAUGGCAAAAAGCAAGCAUUACUGGAUUUUGACACGUUUUUUAUGGAUCUUGUCAUUGCAACAGAAUUUAAAUCUCCAAAAUGGCAGUUUGGAUACAGAUUCAGCGAUCGUUACCCUUCCUCUAAUCCUUACAUUGAUGCAGAAAGAAUCUACCAACUAAACCAAGAACUGAUCAACACAAGCAAGACCUGGUUAAGUUACGUGUAUGCGCGCACAGUUUUCUACAAUCCCGGUUCCUACUCGCGGUUUUCUCUAUAUUGCGCAAUGAGAUACGUCUUUGAGAAAGACUAUAAAAAGUGCGUCGAAAGAUUCCUUGUACCCGAAGGAUAAACAUGGUCUGGAUUUAGUUUGUAUGUCGGAAUGAUAUAUUUGCAAUUAUUUAUG
Messenger RNA from Exaiptasia diaphana, 1602 nucleotides. Its product is annotated as acid sphingomyelinase-like phosphodiesterase 3a. The transcript has 6 exons. The coding region runs from base 1 to 1548 and encodes 515 amino acids. Lineage: Eukaryota; Metazoa; Cnidaria; Anthozoa; Actiniaria; Aiptasiidae. The record is from RefSeq and is a predicted model, not a curated record. Gene Ontology annotation, molecular function: hydrolase activity.